This is a messenger RNA of Mycena indigotica, 1619 nucleotides long. RefSeq names its product NAD(P)-binding protein. The coding region runs from base 372 to 1619 and encodes 415 amino acids. The transcript has 3 exons. Lineage: Eukaryota; Fungi; Basidiomycota; Agaricomycetes; Agaricales; Mycenaceae. The record is from RefSeq and is a predicted model, not a curated record.
UUUUCAUUCUACGCUGUCAAGGUUUUUUCCCUCUCUUCCCUCUCUCUCGACGCCCGUGUCUUAUCGCUCCCUGCGAGCCAUACACACCCUGCAGCCACCGGGAGCGCAGGGUACGCAACAGCAGGAGCACCUACCCUGGUAGCAUACGCGGCGAGGUGAGACCGCAAACUGCGCAGCUUACUAUCGUUAAAGUUACCCGCGGCAGGCCGGACAGAGAUCGCGAAUUUGCUUGCAUCGCGGCUCCCGAGGAGAAGAGAAGACCGUGCCAACACAGCAGCAGACGGGGACGUGUGACCGGGUCUGCUUGGCACUCUUGCUCCACUCCCUGCUCCACCAAACCCCCGCUGCGCCUAAGAGGACGGGCAGAGGAGAUGCCGACGCCGCCGGGGCCCGUGUGGCCUGCGCAGACAGAGCCAGCGAGUAGCAAACGAAAACGAUUAGAAGGGGAAGGGCAAGGCCAAGGUGAAGAGCUUGACGAGGGAAAGAGGAGGAGGCGGAAGCGGCAGGUCAUCGCUGACCAGAGCGUUGUCGACAGCGCAAAGGCACGGUGCGAGAAUGCCUCAGGAAACGAGGUGCUGUCGUGCUUCCCGACCGCGGACGUGUCGAUACCGCAGCACCAGUGGGCGACCUUCGUCUGGAACUCCCGGACGCCAGGCUUCACCCAGUCGAACAAAGUCGACAUCUACCUCUUUCACGGAGACUCCCUCGCCCAAAUCUUCGUUAUGCGCGACAUCACCAACCCUCGCGGGCGAGCAGGCGCCGUAACUGCCCAGGUCAAUGACACCUGGUGGGGCGACCGUGGCGGAAACUGGGCGGGGACUAAUAUCAGCUACCCGUUCUACUGGGUCAUCGCCCGUGCCGGCGAAAGCCUUGACGACGGCACCAUACCCCCACAAACAACCUUCUCGGCCGUCCAAACCACCUUCGCUGACUCCAUCAUAUCCUCCCGCGCAUCCGCCUCGCGCUCCGCCUCUCUCGCCUCUCAACAGCAACAACAAACGAUGACCUCUGCACCUUCAGGCUCGCCGUCCGUGACCCCCGCGGGCGGUUUGCAGCACAGCGGGUCGACAUCCCAGUUCCCACGCUAUACCAUCGUCAUCAUCGUGGUCGGGAUCGUCGCCGUCGGGCUCAUCGUUGCCGGCAUGCUCUUUGCCAUAUACCGCCUGCGGCGCAAAGAGCGCGAGCGUGGCCUGGCGCGUAUGCGCUCGCCGCUCCCCGGCCCGGAUCCCGAGGAGAAGCCGGUCGUUGCCCCGUUGCCCGUGCCCAUCGCAGCCCCAGCGCCGGGGGUCCUCGCGCGGCAAAUGUCCGACCCGGAACCGCCCGUGGUCCUCCGGUCCGGCCCGCAGCGCACGACCUCGCCCGACAGCACGCACACGGCCAGCGUCAGCGGCUCGGGGCACCACGCGAAGCCGUUUUCAAGCGCAGACGCGGCGAUCAUGGCGCAGGCGUUCCGCGCAGGGCUGAGGUCACCGCCGCACGAGGAGGGGCACGUGCUCGGGGAGGACGACGAGGACGGGGUCGGCGUGGGGGAGGUGCGCAGCCGCAGUUCACGGUCGAGUGCACGUGGGUGGCGCGGCUCGAUGUCGGUGUCCGCGUCCUCGGAGGCGGGCCGGUAUUAG